This is a messenger RNA of Actinia tenebrosa (Australian red waratah sea anemone), 2005 nucleotides long. Its product is annotated as histamine H2 receptor. Gene Ontology annotation, biological process: G protein-coupled receptor signaling pathway. Gene Ontology annotation, cellular component: membrane. The record is from RefSeq and is a predicted model, not a curated record. Lineage: Eukaryota; Metazoa; Cnidaria; Anthozoa; Actiniaria; Actiniidae. Gene Ontology annotation, molecular function: G protein-coupled receptor activity.
UAUUUCCAGUUAUAUUUAGCUUAUUAAAACCUAUUCAUAGCCAAGCUAUUUCCUGUUUGCGUCACCGUUAGACUAAUUCAAAGCAACGUUCUAUAUAUAACUUCUUAAUUACAAAAUUAAGUAGUUAUCCAUAUUACAUUUUGACCUUGGAAUGACGUAAUCUUUCUCUUUCUGAUUGUUGAGUGGGAAUUUGAGAACGUAGCACUCAAAAGCGUAUGUGUGAGUGGUUUUCGUCAGUUAAAGUACGAUAGCCAUCCAAUACCUGCCUAAAUGCUUUUGAGAAGUCAUUCUAUCCAAUUAUUGUCUCUCAAUUUUGUUCCUGAACGUGUAAAUAGUACACACGCAUUACUAGGGGUACACUAACCCCUUGCUAAAAAUCUCUCAAACCUUCUCUCUAUUUCAGAAUCGUAUUAUUGAAUCAAAGACAUGGUUAACUCGACCAACAACUCCACCACCAACUCAGAUGUGGUAAAAGAGGGUGGCCCAACUAUGCGCGCGUUGUUUGGCGUGGUGGCAGGUCUAUCCCUUGUUGGUAACUUACUCUUGUGCAUAGUGAUAUUACGAAGAAGAACCAUGCUUACCAAGACCUACAACAUACUCAUCUUUAACUUGGCUAUCGCAGACAUGUUGACAGGUGUUUUUCUAUUCAUGACUCCUGGUUACGUCAUCGCCCAAGAAUCUUUUCCACUCCUCCACGGCAACAGCGGUGACAUAUUCUGUCGAAUCGUGUUUUCAACAUAUUUUCUCUUUUGUUUUGGCAAAGCAUCAAACGCCACUGUCAUGUGCCUGGCUAUUGAUCGUUGGUAUUCUGUCAUUAAACCAAUCAGGUACAAGAUCGCGUUCGGGAAACGCCGUCUCCUUGGUUACAUUGCCCUUAUAUGGAUAUCAAGCGCAUUCACCGAGGCUAUUGGUUUAUCUAUCACCAAGCUUGAGAACGGACGAUGCAAGUGGGUUGAUCCGCCCUAUGACUACAACGCUGAGCGUGUUUUCUUACUCGUCCACGUGAUGGUCACGUUCUACAUUCCAAGUAUCGUGACCUGGGUCUCGUUUGCCCAAAUAUGGUACAACCUGUCACACACCACCAUAAAUAACCAAAAUCAUGACAUCAGGGCUAAGAAACUCCUCGUGCGCAUGUGCGCUUUGGCAGCGUUCUUCCUGACACUUUGUUGGUUUCCGACCGAAACUUUUUUCGUCCUCAAGAAAUUUAACGUGCUUAUUCUGCCAGAUAUUUGGUACUGGGUGUUCAACCUGCUGGGGAUGUUCAACUCGUGUAUAAAUCCAUGGGUUUAUUGUCUUAGCAACAAGCAGUACAGGAGAGAGUUCCAAAGAAUUGUUCCAAUCGUUCUUUCCUGGAACGAACAACGGGGCUCAUGGCGACCGACGCACCCGACCAACUUCAGGCAAAAAGUUGGUGCCUGGGAUUCUACUAUGGGCGUCCAAAACAUGGGCAUCGAGGCUAAUGACUCCUCGAAAAAUGCCGCGUCAGUUAAUUGAAUAGAAAACCAGUCUAAUAAGAAAUGCAUUUGUAAAAUAAAUUGCUUGGUAUCAAUCGGCUGAAUGGACCUCAUGAAUCUUAUUUCCAACCUACAAUGACAGACAAACUCUGCCCGUCAUGUGCUAUCAACCAGAGAGUAUUCUAUUCAAUCAGCUGAAUAGACCUCAUCUAUUAUCAGCCUUCAGCGAAGGGCAAACACUGCCCUCCAUGUUCAACCAAACAGGUACAUUUCUAUUUAAAACUUCCCCUUCACCUGAUACUGAAAUUUCAUACGAGAACAAAAAUGACGUCUUAGCUGAAUCAAGAAUAAAGUUUGUUUGGUCUAAAAUGUUGUACAACCAAGUUCCUCUGCAAAAAAAAGUCAAAAAGAACCAAAAAUACAAUAAUAAAACAAAUAAUAAAAAUAAUACGUGGAAAGAAUUUUUUAUCGUCAUGAAAGAACCCUGGCGGUGUAUUUGAAUAGUUUUGCAGGCAGACUGCUGUAAAAGUAAAAUAAAAAAGUAAAAUGCA